Messenger RNA from Penicillium paradoxum, 954 nucleotides. RefSeq lists its product as uncharacterized. The record is from RefSeq and is a predicted model, not a curated record. The coding region runs from base 1 to 954 and encodes 317 amino acids. Gene Ontology annotation, biological process: retrograde vesicle-mediated transport, Golgi to endoplasmic reticulum. NCBI's taxonomy places the organism in Eukaryota, Fungi, Ascomycota, Eurotiomycetes, Eurotiales, Aspergillaceae. Gene Ontology annotation, molecular function: SNAP receptor activity. Gene Ontology annotation, cellular component: endoplasmic reticulum; SNARE complex. The transcript has 2 exons.
AUGACUGUAACGGCAUUUCCCUCUGAGGGCUCUCCAGACCUCGCCCUUCUAAAUGUCGCCCGUCUGUUCACCCGACUCGAGCACAACCUCCUCUCCCCGGGGACAGACCGCCGUUCACUGCAACAAUCAGAAUACCAACGUAUGCGCGUGAACAAAAACGUAGAAUACGCCCGCAACCUCCUCACUCAACUCGAACGGUCCCUCCCACAACUAAAGCCCCUCGACCGCAAACACGAAGCACAAGCCGAGAUCGCGCGUGAUAGACAACUGCUAAAGCGGAUCCAGAUCAUCCUCGACGAAGAAGAUGCCAAAGCCGAGGCGAACCAGGAUGAGCACUAUGACAACGAAGAUGACGAGUGGAAGGAGCUGUUCUCUAAGCCCGUCAUCGAGAAACCGACGGUAUCUAAGAACGACCAACGGGCCCCGAUAUUCAAGUCAGAACCGCAAAAAGGAACAAAGAAAACGGAAUAUGAGCCAGUUACGCAUACGCCCACAACUACGACUACAGCAACACCCAUAGCAACAGCUCCACCAGCACCGACUCUCCGCAACCGCAACAAAACCAACCCCGCCCCUCCCCCAUCCUCCGAGACAGCGAUCACAACUGGAAGCAACGCUGCCAACCUCUCGGAGAAAGAAGCCGCACUCAGCACACACAGACUGGAACAAGAAGAUUUGACCAGUUCACUGCUAUCGCUCGCCUCGCAACUAAAAUCAUCCUCGCAAUCCUUCCAGUCCACCCUGGAAAAUGAGAAGUCUGCUUUAGACCGCGCGGUAUCAGGCAUCGAUCGUACAAGUACGACGAUGGAGGCAGCGGGCAAGCGGAUGGGGAUGUUGCGCAAGAUGACGGAGGGGAAGGGACUGUGGGGACGGAUGAUGCUGUAUGCAUGGAUCUUCGGUCUCUGGGUCGUUGCCAUUCUGAUUGUUUAUGUUGGGCCGAAGUUGAGGUUUUAA